Molecule: messenger RNA, 2094 nt
Organism: Cimex lectularius (bed bug)
Lineage: Eukaryota; Metazoa; Arthropoda; Insecta; Hemiptera; Cimicidae
Product: TAF5-like RNA polymerase II p300/CBP-associated factor-associated factor 65 kDa subunit 5L
Exons: 11
Coding region: 302-2026 (574 amino acids)
Biological process (GO): transcription initiation at RNA polymerase II promoter
Cellular component (GO): transcription factor TFIID complex
Molecular function (GO): protein binding; RNA polymerase II general transcription initiation factor activity
Source: RefSeq, a predicted model, not a curated record
UGUGUCGUCUUGUACCUGUAGCAUAUAAAAGCAGGAUUAGUUCCUGAUGACAACAACGAAGCGCUAGGUUCAUUCUUCAAAGUUCAAAGGAAGGAGAUAGCAAUUAGCAACGCACGUCUAUAUGCUCACUGGUCGCUGUUCCAUUCGGUCGUCAGUGUCUCCGCCUAUUUUGUACCUGGAAGUACGCCUGAAAUAAUUCGGAUGACUUUAAGGACAGUCGCGUCCUUCGCCGUUCAGCCGGCCGCAUUCCAAGAGUCGAUGUCCUCCCGGCGUUGACAUCAGGCUGGACAAGCUGGAGGACAUGGAAUUGUUGAAACCCGACCGGGUCACCGAGUCGGUCCUCUCGUAUUUCCAAAACAGAGGCUAUUUGCACGAAAACAGCAACUACACCCACCCGUUGACGGUGACACAGGAGGAGAGCAGUCGUUACGACGAUGCCCUACGGGCUUGUUCAAAGAAAAACUCUAUUUCGUACACAACUACUGUCAGGGAUAUCGCACAGGCAGAAUAUCAGUUUUCACUGUUGAAAUCAUGGGUGAGGAGUCUGCGGGAGCAUCAGGUCCGAGUCGAACUGACACAAUUAAUAAUGCCGAUUCUGUGCCACCUGUAUCUCGACAGCCUGGCACUCCAUUCGAAAGCGUCGUGCGCCAAGUUUCUUAAGAAAAUGCUACCACCAAUGAACAAUGACUGGCUUCCCCUGGUUGAACAAUUGCUAACAGUUCACAACUCUGAGGACCUGGCAUCUCAUCCUCAAGUUUGGUACUUCAGGCAUUGCAAAUGUGAUUUAAAACUAAGCCCCUGCUCGAUAUCAGCUUUAAGAACAUUUUUAACAAAGAAUAGUCUUCAUAUUUUAAUACCACCUCUCCAUUCCUACUUUGAUGUUACAAUACUCACAGAAGAUGUUUUGAACAAUGAAACAGACACGGAUGAAGAAACGUCUAAAUCCACCGUGGAGACUAUAUAUGGCGAUGGAUUUUAUGUACCUUAUAAAGAUAAAACAAUGGAGGAACUUCUUAGGGAAAUUAACAACAAGAGAAUGCAGUCGACUCCACCUCCACCGCUGUUGGUUUACAGAGGGCACAAAGCCGAAGGAAUCGUCUGUGGAAGAGUGUCGUCCGAGGGAAGGCUCGCUGCAACUGGCGAUCACAAGUCACAGGUUCGAGUGUGGGGCCUUGGCGAAACUAAGCUCAUGCCGAAGCUCCAUCCCAGUUAUUUUUCUUCAGUGCAACUAGCUGUGGACACAAAGCUCAUUGACGAAUCUUUAGCACAAAUCGAAAAACAAAAUUGGUUUUUAAGAGGUCACAGUGAUACAGUUUAUGAUUUGUCCUUCAUAAGUGACACUGAAUUUUUAGUAUCUGUCUCGUUUGAUACUACAAUGAGGCUGUGGUCGUUAAACGACUUUUCCUGUACGGCAGUUUACAGAGGCCACUCUUCUCCUAUUUGGGGUGUAGCCAUUUCUCCGAUAUCAAACUAUGUCGCUACUGCUUCUCAGGACAAGACAGCCAGAGUUUGGAGCCUAGAGAUGACCUAUCCUCUCAGGAUAAUGGCCGGGCACUUAAACGACGUUACUUGUGUCAAGUUUCAUCCGAAUGGGAGUUACAUUGCCACGGGUUCAGUUGAUAAGACAGUUCGGCUGUGGUCUGUCACCGACGGUAACAUGGUGAGGGUGAUGGGUGGUCUCCAGAACCAAGGUGCUGUUUAUUCUCUGGCGUUCAGCCCCAAUGGACAAUAUCUUGCGUCCGGUGGGGACGACAAGUCGGUAUGGAUCUGGGACAUUGCGACUGGUUCCGUUCUAUUCCAGCUUGCCGGUCAAGAGAAGCGAGUAGUUUCAGUUGAUUGGAGCCACGAUGGGUCAACAGUCGCAGCGGCCUGUUACGACGGUGUUGUCCUGCUUUGGUCUCUUGACAAUGAACAAGCCUGCACUGGUGACAUCACAUCAAAAACGUAUCACACAAAAUGUUCAACAUUGCUCUCCCUUCAAUAUUCCCAGAAAAACACUUUAGUUGCCGUAGGCGUUCAGAAAUAAAUUUUCUGUAAUUCCUUAAAUGAAGAAGUUUUUAAAAUGUACAUAUGUAAUUUAUUUAUUUUUUGAAU